CCGUCCAAUAAGGCUCAGCAUGCGACCCCCAUUUCACACGUGGAGUGACAGCAGCGACCCAUCAUCAUCAGUCCGGCCAGUUCUUCCUCGCCGCUCGCAACUUUCUCUCUCACUCUCUCUCCUCCCCCCUCCCCUAAUAUGAUGUCAUGUAAGGAUGAGGGUGGCUUCUGAGGUGAGAUAGGGAUUUUGGUGAGUGGCAUUCUCCACGACCCGAGGCUUCGGAGCUGCAAAACAUGGUCAUCACCACCUUCUUCACCUCAAGUCGUGUCUCCGCGCUCUCUCCCCGUUCUUCCGCCGCUCUCAUCUCGGGCCACCGUCGCAUGCCCGAAGUCCUGACCUGCCUCGCUAAAUUAAGCCUGCACCACCAUGCCGAGGGAAGAAAAACUAGAAGAGGGGUAUUUUUAGUGCCAUUAAUUUUGACCACGUGCCCCGAAGGUAAACCCGAUGGCCAUUGCGCAAAGGCUCCUCAUCAGUAUGUCCUGCGAGGCCAACGGGCAACACUGGCCAAGGACUGCCGUUCUGCUCUUAGGAUUGCUCCUAGUUGGGAUUGUGUCCUCCAGUCCGCUUCCGAGUAGGACUAAUAGGACAACUUUACUGGAGAAGCGAUGGGAGAGCCUCUUCUCCCGCUCCGUGCUGGGGAUCUCUGGAGAGAGACCAGAGGCGAACUGGGAGAAUGACUAUUUGCUGGGCAUCAAAAGAGUGCGGAGGCUGUACUGCAAUGUAGGCAUCGGGUUUCAUCUUCAGGUCCUCCCAGACGGCAAGAUAAACGGUGUACAUAAUGAGAACCAGUACAGUCUCAUAGAGAUCUCCACUGUGGCCAGAGGAGUGAUUAGCCUGUACGGUGUGAAAAGCGAGCUGUUUGUCGCAAUGAAUAACAGAGGAAGGUUGUACGGAACGGCUACCUUUAAAGAUGAAUGCAAGUUCAAGGAGACCCUGCUGCCAAAUAACUACAAUGCCUACGAGUCCUCCGUUUACAAGGGAUUCUAUGUCGCUCUCAGCAAACAUGGCCGAGCGAAGCGAGGCAACAAGGCCACCACCGCCAUGACGGUCACCCACUUCCUCCCUCGAAUAUGAGCAGACUCUUGCAAUAAUUCUUCAUUUGCACUGAUCUCCCCGAGAGGUCUGAAAACUGACUCACAAACAUACAAUGAACUGCAAGAAUAUCACCAAAAUAGUACUUUACUGUUUUUUAUAUGUAUAUUUGGAUA
Molecule: messenger RNA, 1208 nt
Organism: Sinocyclocheilus anshuiensis
Lineage: Eukaryota; Metazoa; Chordata; Actinopteri; Cypriniformes; Cyprinidae
Product: fibroblast growth factor 6-like
Exons: 3
Coding region: 445-1074 (209 amino acids)
Molecular function (GO): growth factor activity
Source: RefSeq, a predicted model, not a curated record